UUCGCAAUAUCAGUUUUCAACGACGUGAUGAAUGUGUUCACGUUACAUGUGGUAUAAAUGUAGUAGUGUUCCCACUGAAAACGUUGAAAUAGUUGCUUCCAAUAGCGUCAAUGUACGUAACGUAGCGAGGUCCGCAUUGGCUGUCCCUCAAGGUGUGUGCACGCCUGCCAUUUAACCACUUGUUGAUUGCAUGCUGGUGCCAAGUGAACGGGUUAGUUCGGCAGACCGGUCUUUCUUCGAUGUCCUCUGAUACAAUGGCAAAUCAAUACCACAAGCUUGAAGCCAAAGCUGUCCAAGAGCUGAAGGACAUCGCUAACAAGAUCCGCAUCCAUUCUAUCAGUUCCACGCAAACGGCAAAGUCAGGACAUCCGACGUCAUGUUCGUCCAUCGCCGAAAUCCUCUCGGUUCUUUUCUUCAACACCAUGCGCUACAAAGUUUCCGCACCUAAAGAUGCUUCCAGCGAUAGAUUCGUGCUUUCCAAGGGUCAUGCAGCCCCAGCUUUGUACGCGGCAUGGGCCGAAGCCGGUCUUUUCCCAGUCGCCGAUCUGCAAAACCUUCGAAAACUGGGUUCCGACUUGGAGGGACAUCCCACCCCUCGUUUGAAUUUCGUUGACGUCGGCACCGGUUCUCUUGGACAGGGUUUGGCCAUUGCUGGUGGAAUGGCUUUCGUAGGUAAAAACUACGACAAAGCUAACUACAGGGUAUAUUGUCUCGUUGGAGAUGGCGAAAGCGCCGAGGGUUCAAUCUGGGAGUCCAUCCAUUUUGCUAGCUACUACAAACUUGAUAAUCUCUGUGUGAUUUUUGACGUAAACCGUCUUGGGCAAUCGGAACCCACUUCUCUGGGUCACGAUAUCGAUACAUACCGCAAACGCUUGGAGGCGUUCGGGUUUAAUGCAGUGGCUGUCGACGGGCAUGACGUCGAGGAGCUAGUGAAAGCCUUCCAUGUUGCAGCCAGCACCAAAGGCAAGCCCACUGCAAUCAUCGCGAAGACUUACAAAGGGAAGAACUUCCCGAAAAUCGAAGAUCUGGAAAAUUGGCAUGGCAAGCCUUUGGGGGAUCAAGCGGAAAGAGUGCUUCAACAUCUGAAAUCUUUAGUCAAGAACACAGGACCGUUGCAGAUCCAUCCACAGAAACCUUUGGUGGAUGACGCUCCUGUUGUUGACAUUACCAACAUCAAACUGUCUUCAGCACCGUCGUACAAAAUCGGCGAUAGCCUUGCUACGAGAGUAGCAUACGGUACUGCUUUGGUUAAAAUCGCACAGAAUAACCCAAGAGUGAUUGCUCUUGAUGGUGAUAUGAAAAAUUCAACUUAUUCUGAAGCGUUGAAAAAGUUCGAUGCAACGAGAUACAUCGAGUGCUUCAUUGCUGAACAAAAUCUCGUAGGUGUUGCUAUUGGUGCUACUUGCAGGGAUCGCACAGUUGCGUUUGUUUCCACAUUCGCAACUUUCCUAACUAGAGCUUAUGACCAGAUUCGUAUGGGUGCUAUUUCUCAAACCAACGUUAAUUUCGUUGGUUCUCACUGCGGUGUGAGUAUUGGUGAGGAUGGACCUAGUCAGAUGGGUCUUGAAGACAUCGCCAUGUUCCGUACUAUCCCCGGAAGUACCGUAUUUUACCCCGCUGAUGCUGUUUCUGUAGAACGCGCGGUUGAAUUAGCAGCCAAUACUAAAGGAAUCACCUUCAUUAGAACAAAUCGUCCAGCGACGGCUGUCAUCUAUCCCAACAAUCAAGUAUUCGAGAUCGGAAAAGCCCACGUCGUGAAGAAGUCCGGCAACGAUCAAAUUCUCGUGAUUGGUGGCGGCGUUACUCUUCACGAAUCCAUCAGCGCGGCCACCGAAUUGGCCAAAUCGGGUGUUGGCGUGAGGGUUUUGGAUCUCUUCACUGUCAAACCCCUUGACAAGGAAGCUAUCAUCAAAAACGCUAAAGAAUGCGGAGGAAGAAUCCUCGUGGUGGAAGAACACUACUACGAAGGCGGUAUCGGUGAAGCUGUAACUGCUGCCGUUUCAGAAGAACGCGAUAUUAUUGUGAAGCACAUCGCAGUUCCCAGGGUUCCGCGUUCCGGAACUCCUACUGCUCUUCUCGACUAUUAUGGCCUUAACUCCAAACACAUUGUCAAUUACGUGCAAGACACCUUGAAAUUGUAGUUUGUUAACAAUUUUAAAUUUGACAUUCCAUAUAUUUGUAAAUGGAGCUUGGGUUGUAAACAUUCCAUUUGUAAUUUGAAAUUUUUAAUAAA
This is a messenger RNA of Zophobas morio, 2233 nucleotides long. Its product is annotated as transketolase-like protein 2. The coding region runs from base 240 to 2141 and encodes 633 amino acids. NCBI's taxonomy places the organism in Eukaryota, Metazoa, Arthropoda, Insecta, Coleoptera, Tenebrionidae. Gene Ontology annotation, molecular function: thiamine pyrophosphate binding; transketolase activity. The transcript has 6 exons. The record is from RefSeq and is a predicted model, not a curated record.